This is a messenger RNA of Merops nubicus (carmine bee-eater), 572 nucleotides long. RefSeq names its product solute carrier family 39, member 11 (gene SLC39A11). The annotation marks the transcript as partial. The record is from RefSeq and is a predicted model, not a curated record. The transcript is spliced from 5 exons. Gene Ontology annotation, biological process: zinc ion transmembrane transport. Lineage: Eukaryota; Metazoa; Chordata; Aves; Coraciiformes; Meropidae. Gene Ontology annotation, cellular component: membrane. Gene Ontology annotation, molecular function: zinc ion transmembrane transporter activity.
ACAAAGGUGAGAACGGGGAGCCCUAUCAGAGGAGGAAGGGCAUGGGGAGCAGCCUGCCAGAGACCCCCCCGGCGUUCCCAGCGUCCAGGGCCCCCACGGCUGGUACCAGCAGCUGGAGACGUAUCCUGCUCAUGAUCCUGGCUAUAACCAUCCACAACAUCCCAGAGGGUCUGGCAGUGGGAGUUGGAUUCGGGGCUGUUGGAAAAUCAGCAUCUGCGACCUUCCAAAGUGCCAGGAACCUGGCCAUCGGGAUUGGGAUUCAGAACUUCCCAGAGGGCCUGGCUGUCAGCCUGCCUCUGCGUGGGGCUGGGUUUUCAACGUGGAAAGCCUUCUGGUACGGGCAGCUGAGCGGGAUGGUGGAGCCCCUGGCUGGCACCGUGGGCGCCUUCGCCGUGGCCCUGGCAGAACCUCUCCUCCCCUAUGCCCUGGGCUUUGCUGCUGGGGCCAUGGUCUACGUGGUGAUGGACGACAUCAUCCCCGAGGCACAGACCAGUGGCAAUGGGAAGCUGGCAUCCUGGACCUCAAUCCUAGGAUUUGUGGUGAUGAUGUCCCUGGACGUUGGGCUGGGGUAG